This is a messenger RNA of Belonocnema kinseyi, 2580 nucleotides long. Its product is annotated as neprilysin-2-like. The record is from RefSeq and is a predicted model, not a curated record. Gene Ontology annotation, molecular function: metalloendopeptidase activity. NCBI's taxonomy places the organism in Eukaryota, Metazoa, Arthropoda, Insecta, Hymenoptera, Cynipidae. Gene Ontology annotation, biological process: protein processing. Gene Ontology annotation, cellular component: plasma membrane. The transcript is spliced from 11 exons. Bases 1 to 2580 code for a protein of 859 amino acids.
AUGAAACCUAUACUUGUUACUGUCUUCGUACUGUGUGUGGGUCUGGGAGCAAUUCUAGCCAGACCUGAACCCGAUGGCGAUAAUAGUGGUGGUGGCAAUAAUACCAACGGCGGCGGCGGCGGUGGUGGUGGCGGGCUUUUUGGCCACGGAGGUUUAUUUGGCCACGGAGGUUUAUUUGGCCGCGGCGGUCUGUUUGAAGUCGGUGGUACUUUUGGCGGUGGCGGUCUCUUCGGCGGUCUUUUAGCAGGCCUUUUCGGAAAAGAGCCCUUGUGUCUAGGUGUUAACAUAUUCUGUACACAGCAUUCACAAUGUUGUAACAGAAAUUGCAGAGUAAAUUCCAAACCAAUUUCCAAUAGCAUCUGUGUAACUCAAGCAUGCAAAGAAGCAGCUUCUCAAAUCUUGAAGGAUAUGGAUCCAAAGGUAUCACCGUGCGAUAACUUUUACAAAUUCGCUUGUGGAAACUUUUUAAAGACUACAGUGAUUCCUAAAGGUGAAACAUAUGUUGACAAAUUUAGUCUCGCGAGUAAGAAACUUGAACAGAAAUUAAGAAGUGCCAUUGAAGAGGAAAUUGGACCUAAUGAACCAAAGGCAUUUAGACUGGCAAAGAACUUUUAUAAAACUUGCAUGAACACAGUAUUAGCUGAAUUGAAGGCAGUAGGUGGUUGGCCUGUUUUGGAGGGGAAAUCGUGGAAGCCUGAAGCAUUUGAUUGGCUACAAGCGGUAUCUAAACUCAGAAAAUCUGGAUAUGCAACAGAUUACUUUUUCUCUUACGGCAUUGGAGUUAAUUUAAAGGACAAUACGAAACGAGCAAUUUAUAUCGACCAGACACCCCUUGGUCUGCUACGAGAAUAUUUAAUACAAGGCUUCAACAAUCCAGUGGUCAAGGCUUACUACAGAUAUUCGGUCGACAUUGCUGUUAUGUACGGUGCAAACAGAGCUUUAGCUAAAAAAGAAUUGAAGGAAACCCUUAAGUUCGAAAUGAAACUCGCUAAAAUUUCUAUUCCAGCCACAGAUGAAAGGGAUGUAACUGGAAUAGCUACUCAAAUGACCGUUAAGGAGCUCGCACGAAAAUAUUCAACUAUAAACUGGAUUACAUUGUUCAAUGCAAUUCUCUCGCCGAUUCUUCAGGUCGACGAUAAUGAACUGGUAAUAGUGAACGUGCCUGUGUUUUUCGACAAAUUUCAAAAGCUGAUUGAGGUAACUCCAAAGAGGGUUCAGGUCAAUUACUUUUUACAACGAGCUGUCGAUGAGAACAUCAAUUACCUGACAGAUGAAAUUCGAAGCCGAAAAAUUCAAUUCUUAAAAGAGGUCAGUGGUGGUGAAACUGAAGCCGCUCCAAGGUGGUCAGAGUGCUUUGAUAUGACAAUUCAAAGUCUAGGUUUAAGCGUUAAUGCUCUCUAUAUCCGAAAAUAUUUCAACCAAGCUUCCAAGCAAAGUGCAGUCGAAAUGAUCAACAAUAUUGCGAAACAGAUGAUAGAGCGUCUAAGAGAGGCCGAUUGGAUGGACGCGAAUACAAAAAAAAUGGCUUUGGAGAAAGCUGAGGGUUUAAAGAGCUAUGUUGCUUAUCCUGAUGAAUUUCUCGAUGACAAGAAACUUGAAGAAUACUUUAAAGGCCUGGAAAUAACUCCAACAAAUUACCUUGCAGUAGCUGCAAAUGUGUCAAUUUAUCAGCAGGAAUAUUCCUUUCGACAACUUAGGAAACCAGUCAACAAUUUUGACUGGUCCAAUACCAGUAAUGCCGCUGUCAUAGACGCUGCCUAUCACCUUGAGGAGAACAGCAUGGAACUUCCUGCUGGAAUUCUGCAAGACAAUUUCUUUGGUAAGGACAAGCCUCAGUAUCUUAACUACGCUGCAAUUGGCUCGAUUAUUGCACACGAAAUUACGUAUGGAUUUGGUGAUGAGGGUAGUCAAUUUGAUAAAAAUGGAAACUUGUUAGAUUGGUGGAGCCAGGAAACUAAAAAAAAAUAUCUUACGAAAGCUGAUUGCAUUAUUAAACAGUAUGGAAAUUAUACUGCUAAAGAAGUCGGAUUGCAAUUAAAUGGUUACAAUACGCUAAUUGAAAACAUUGCCUACAACGGAGGAAUCAAAGAAUCAUAUUUGGCCUAUCAAGAAUGGGUGAGGCAAAACGGCCUCGAACCCAAAUUACCUGGAUUGAAAUAUACACCAGCGCAACUUUUCUGGAUCAAUGCAGCUCAAACUUGGUGUACUAUUCACAAACCAGAGGAAUUAAAAUUCAUCAUUACAAAUGACAUUCAUAUUCCUGCAGAAUUCAGAAUUCUGGGACGACCUACUGGCUCAACGAGUAAAGUAAAGGAACAAGAGGAGGUAGCUCUACCUGCAUCUGCAUUACUGACUGCCGCGGAUCAGUUCUGUGAACAACAAUAUCAGACCACGCAUCUCUGUGAUUCUUAUGGACGCUACAUUGCUCGCGUGUCCAUCAAGGGACCUAUUAAUGCUCAGCAGCUGCUGAAAGCUGGCAGCCGUCUAAAACAUUCCGUUUUGGAUCCUGAUGAGAGGCAUCCAUUUAUCUUGCCAUCGACGUCUCCGUUCACAGAUCUGGUCGUUGACAGUUACUACUAG